Messenger RNA from Jatropha curcas, 3150 nucleotides. The record is from RefSeq and is a predicted model, not a curated record. NCBI's taxonomy places the organism in Eukaryota, Viridiplantae, Streptophyta, Magnoliopsida, Malpighiales, Euphorbiaceae.
GAGAGAGAGAGAGAGAGAGAGAGAGAGAGGGGGGGAUUGAAGGGCACUUUACCACUUUUAUAUGUUGCACGCAUCCAUAGCAGGAAACAGAAGAAAGACAGAGUACUACAAAACCAGAAGAAAGAGAAGAGUAGAGAAGAGAAGAAAACCUACCAAAGUUAACCACAGAACCAAGAAGAUAAAAGAUGGUUCCAAAAUGAGAUUUUUCUUGAUGCUGUACUGAAAAAUUAAAGAAAGAGAGAUAGGUAGUGCUUUCAAUAAAAAGCCCAAGAAAUAAGAAGAACAAGCUAAGGUGUGCGCUGAGACGAUUUUUCCUGAUUUGCAUUUAGCAAACUAUCUUCUCCAAUAACUCUAAUUUGAUUUUCUCAUUAUAAUUCUUGUCUUCUCCAAACUCCAACCUCUCUGUUUAUUUUAUUCUGUAAGCGAAACCUUUUGGAGUGGUGAUUGGUUCUUGAUUUUGGAAACUGGAGAGAUUUUGGUUCUUGGGUUUGUCCUUGUUGGUGAUUUUCUUAGAUGAAGGCCAUGCCCCUAUCCUUUGAGGAUUUUCAAGGGAAGGGGGUGCUAGAUUUCUCUUCUUCUUCUUCUCCGGUUUUAUUUCCUCAACUACCUCCACAAAAUCAACAUCAACAACAGCUAAAGUGGCAAAACAGCAGCACCAAAGAUAAUUGCUGCUAUGUGGGCAGUGAGCCCACCUCUGUACUUGAAGCUAGAAGAAGUCCCAGCCCUCCUACAUCCUCCUCAACACUGUCUUCUUCACAAGGCGGUAGUAACGGCGGUGGUGGCGCCGCCUCUACAGAAACCACCACCGGUGUGGCAGCAGCUGUUUCUGGAAAUCCUUCUGUUGAUAUUAGUACUGAAAAAUGCGGGCAGUUAGGAAUGGAAUACUGGGACGGCGUAUUGCCUGGGUCCCCUAGUCAGGAACCGUCUAUUUUGAGGUUAAUUAUGGGCGAUGUUGAGGACCCAUCUUUGGGUUUGAACAAGCUCUUGCAAGGUGGAAGCGGCUCGUCACAAGAUAUGGAGUUCAAUGCGGGUUUUGGGGUUGUAGAUCAGGGUUUUGGGUUUGAGCCUAUGAAUAGUACCAACUUGGUGAACAGCAUUGACUCUUCUUCUUCUGUUCAUGGAACUUCUCCAGAGUUUCCUCUUCUGAAUCACAAUGUUAGGAUUGGUCCGGUCUUAACCCAAAACCCAAACCAGGUUAUUUCUGCUUCAGCUGGUAAUCUCUUCCCGGGUAUGUUUCAAAAUCAACCACCACCACAAAUUGAAGCUGCAGACGAAAAGCCACAGAUUUUCAAUCCGCAAAUAAUAAUCAACCAAAAUCAAGCUCAGCUUGGUCAGAAUCCGGCCAUGUUUUUGCCCCUGUCGUACGCACAGUUGCAAGAGCAUCAUCUUUUAUCGCCACCACCAACAAAGCGGCUUAAUUCAGGGCCCGUUGGAGCUAACUAUCAGAUGGCAAGGCCAGAGUUUUUUGUCCAGCGACAGCAACAGCAGCUUCAAAUGCUACAACAGCAAAGACCAGCAAUGAUGAAGCAGAAAAUUAUGACAGACGAAUUGGCGGCCCAACAGAUUCAACAGGCCAUAUUAAACCCAAUAUGCCAAGCAGCAGAGCUGAUAGAAACCGGCAAUCCGGUACUCGCGCAAGGGAUAUUGGCGCGGCUCAAUCACAAGCUCUCUCUUUCCAUCGGUAAGCCUCAUAUUAGGGCUGCUUUUUACUUCAAGGAAGCUUUACAGUUACUCCUUCACCUGAACAACGGUACCAACUCACCUAGUUUGACCCCUUGUAGUCUUAUUUUCAAAAUUGGAGCUUACAAGUCCUUUUCUGAGAUCUCUCCAAUCCUUCAAUUUGCCAAUUUUACUUGUAAUCAAGCCCUUCUUGAGGCCUGUGAGGGUUUUGAUAGAAUUCAUAUUAUUGAUUUUGAUAUUGGAUUUGGUGGGCAAUGGGCUUCUCUUAUGCAAGAGCUUGCUUUGAGGAAUGGAGGUGCUCCUUCGCUUAGAAUCACUGCCUUUGCUUCUCCUUCUUCACGUGAUGAGGUUGAGCUUGGCUUUACUCAAGAAAAUUUAAGAAUCUUUGCUAGUGAAAUCAACAUGCCGUUUGAGCUUGAAAUCUUAGGCUUCGAGUCUUUGAAUUCAAUGCCUUUUCGUGGAUCAGAGAAAGAAGUAAUUGUUGUCAAUCUUCCAAUUGGGCCUUUCUCUAAUUACCCAUCAUCACUUCCAGUGGCACUUCGCUUUGUAAAGCAGCUCUCACCUAAAAUUGUUGUCUCUUUGGACAGAGGGUGUGACCGAACAGAUCUGCCAUUUGCCAGCCAUGUAAAUAAUUCCAUUCAAUCUUAUUCAAGUCUGCUUGAAUCACUGGAAGCUGUGAAUAUGAACUCAGAAGCCCUGCAAAAAAUUGAGAGGUUCUUGGUCCAACCGGGUAUUGAAAAAAUUGUACUGGGUCGUCAUCGCCAUCCUGAUAGGACACCUCCAUGGAAGAGUCUGUUUUUGCAGUCUGGUUUUACUCCAAUUCAAUUCAGUAACUUUGCCGAGUCACAAGCUGAUUGUUUGGUGCAGCGAACUCCGGCUAGGGGAUUCCAUGUUGAAAAGAGGCAGUCUUCGCUGGUUCUUUGCUGGCAGCGAAAGGAGCUAAUAUCGGCUUCAGCUUGGAGGUGUUAAGGAAUUAAAGAAUUAUUGGCUACCAAUUAGUCAUUGUUGCUGAGAUUCCUCGGAAAUUACUGGUUUAAUUUCUCAUCUUAUGCUAAUUUUGUAUGUGCCUUAGGCUUAAUUGUUUCCUGUCAAGAAACCAAAACAUUUCUUAAUUUGCUGGCAGCCAAAGGAGCUAAUAUCGGCUUCAACUUGGAGGUGUUAAGGAAUUAAAGAAUUAUUGGUUCUACCAAUUAGUCAUUGUUGCUGAGAUUCCUCGUAACUUACUGGUUUAAUUUCUCAUCUUUUCUUAAUUUUUGUUGUCGCUGGUUCUCUUACGCUAAUUUCUAUGUGCUUUAGGCUUAAUUGUUUCCUGUCAAGAAACCAAAACAUUUUAGUAACUGAAUGACUGUGUUCAUGUAUUCUGUCACUUUAGAUAUUGCUUAAUUACUCCUGUUUUAACGUGGUGACGGUCUCUUGUACAUUUGACAACAAAGGGAAAAGACAAAUCAAGAGUUAACCUUUUGAAAUCAA